AUGAAACCACCCAGUUGUGUAGACGAUGCUUCAUUUGGUCCUACUGUUCAGGGCUGUCGUGGAGACUUCGAUUUCACCCUCAAAUUUGAAGACAUCGUUCUCUCCAUUCUACCAUCGGUGGUGUUCAUUGCUCUCGCCAUCCCAAGAGCCAUUUUGCUUACUUGCAAGUCAUCUAUAGCGGGCAAUGUAUAUCUGCGGUCGACCAAACUCACAGCAGCAAGCAUAUACUUGAUUCUACGGCUGGUGCUUUUGGUUCUUGCCAUCAGCGAGCCAUCUUCUUUGCCUAACUUGUCCAUCACGGCCAACUCACUGGACCUUGUUGCGGCGAUCAGCAUCUCCAUCCUUACCUUUCUCGAGCAUUCUCGCUCACUACGGCCAUCAAUACUCCUCAGCGCGUUUCUCUCACUGACUAUUCUCUGUGACAUUGCCCGAGUCCGAACUCUUUGGCUGUUAGCCCACACCCAAUUCCAACAUGUCUAUGUGCGGAUCUUCCUUGCCGUAACUGCUUGCAAGGCCUUGCUCCUUGCGUUAGAGUCGUUUUCCAAAAGCGACCACAAGACCCGCAGCCCGGAAGAAACCUCCGGGUUCUAUGGACUGGGCACCUUUGUAUGGCUUGUGCCCCUUGUCAUCUCAGGUUACAGAAAGGUCCUAGAUCUAUCAGACCUCUACACUCUGGACCCAAGCGUGUCGAUUGAAGCCCUACAGAAGACCUUCGCCAAAUACACCCAACGCGCCCUUUUCCGGAAGGACCAACAAAAUGACUUGGCCAAAGCAGCUGCUCGCACAUUAGCAAUCCCCCUCCUACUGCCAGUCAUUCCUCGUCUCGCCCUGGUCGGCUUCACAAUUUGCCAAUCUUUUCUCAUCGAGACGAUACUCGAAUGGCUCACCAAGCCCGAAACCGAUCUGGCAGUCAAAGAGGGAUAUGCGCUUAUCGGGGCGACAGCAUUAGUUUACGUCGGAAUGCCAAUCAUCACAGCUCUCUAUUGGUAUCUCCACGAACGGGCCCUAUUCAUGAUCCGCCCAUGCCUGGUAUCGGCAAUCUACCAAAAGACCACCCAGCAGCCAAUUUCCGCUGGGGACGACAAGGCAGCCGUCACGCUGAUGAGCACUGAUGUCGAGAGGAUCAUGAUGGGUCUUAUGCAGCUGCACGAAUUCUGGGCCAACCCCCUCCAGGUGGCGAUUGUGAGCUGGCUUCUUCAGCGUCAGAUCGGCACCGCCUUUGUGGCGCCGCUCAUUGUUGUCAUCCUCGGCGCCAUUAUGUCGACUCUCGUGAUGCGGUUUGUGGGUCCUAAGCAGAUAGCUUGGAUGCAAGUAAUCCAGAAGCGGGUCGGGCAUACCUCAACCGUGAUUGCUACCAUGAAACACUUGAGAAUUUCUGGACUUACCCAGCCAGUGGAAGAUUUCAUUCGAGGAUCGCGGCGGGACGAACUGCACGCUGGAGGGAAGUUCCGAACCUUUCUUGUGACUUCAGUGGGAAUCGGAUUCAUGCCAGUGCUCCUAAGUCCUAUCUUCGCCUUUGCGUUUAGCUUGGGCAAUUUGAACACCACCGCCAUCUUCACCUCCCUCGCCUACCUUCAGCUUCUGUGCGGGCCAUUCUCUGCCCUCUUCCAAGUCGCUCCCCAGCUGCUUGCGGCCUUUACAUCUCUGUCAAGAAUCCAGAUGUUUCUCGAGGGAGAGUCGAGACACGACUAUCGCCGUCCCCUCAUGUCCGAUGAGCCCUGGAAAGAAAAGGCUGCAGGGGAGAAGUUGUCCCCAGUGGUAAAUAUCACGGCUGGGGGCUUCGGCUGGCAAUCAAACGUGCUGACUUUGAAGAACCUCGAUGUUUCGAUCUCCGCAGGAUUGAAUAUAAUCUAUGGUCCCGUUGCCUGCGGAAAGACUACACUGUGUAAAGCACUGUUAGGAGAGAUUCCGUUCACCGAAGGUGAGGUUCCGUUUCUUCCCAAUGCGAGUAUUCGCGAUGCCAUUCAAGGGUACUCUACCUUCGAUGCCGAAAGAUAUACGAGCGUGGUCGAGGCCACAAUGCUGUCUCGCGAUCUGCAGCUGCUCUUCCAGGGUGAUCAGACCCAAAUUGGCAGCGAUGGAAUCGCACUCAGUGGCGGCCAGAAGCGGCGAAUCGCGCUUGCCAGGGCGUUAUACCUUCAGUGUGACCUGCUGAUCCUGGACGACGUCCUCAGCGGACUAGACGCGACCACUGAGGAGCACAUCCUUCACGCAGUCUUCGGUCCUUCAGGGAUUCUGAGGGAUAGAGGGGCGGUCGCAAUCUUCUGCACCAGUGCCAUUCGACAUCUGUCUGCAGCGGACUAUAUCAUCGCAUUGAGAGAGGAUGGGACAAUCGCAGAGAAGGGAUCACCCCGCGAUCUUCGUACCCUCACUGUGCAAACAGCCGCCGCGAGCGAAAGAGGAACGAUUCCGCGUCCUUCCUCUCCACCAUCUGCACCGACAAACCAAUCUCCCCCCGCAAAUGGUUACAAAGCAGUUAUUCCAAAGAUCAAGAGCGGGGAAUCGAGUCGAGCCAUUGGAGAUGCUGCCGUCUUCUUGUACUACUGCCGCAGCAUUGGCCCUUGGCUGCUCAUCAGCUUCGCCACAUUCGGCGUUCUCUGCGGGUUUCUCUACAACUUUCCCACGAUCUGGAUCGGCUAUUGGAAUACUGAUACCUUCGGCCAAUCAAAGUCCUUUUACUUGGGAAUCUAUGCUUGUCUCCAGUGUCUGGCCCUAGCCACUGUUGUUAGCGAGGCGGCCAUCGGCAUGCUGGCCAUCAUCCGUACCUCGGGAUCGCGUCUGCACGAUGCAUUGCUGCGGACGGUCAUCGCCGCUCCCUGGUCCACCCUAUCCCAGACCGACACAGGGGUCCUCAGUAACCUGUUCUCGCAGGAUAUGACCUUGAUUGACGGGGAGUUAGCUCAGGCGCUGAUUAAUACCUCCCUGCAGGUUUGGAUCGCCAUCGGUGGGGCCGCGGUGAUCGUCGCCGGCUCAUCGCCCUACACCCUGAUCGCCUACCCCUUCGUGCUGGCCAUCAUAUACGCAAUCCAGCGUUUCUAUCUACGCACCUCCCGUCAGCUCCGCCUGCUGGACCUUGAGGCCAAGAGCCCUCUCUACAGCCACCACCUCAAUACCAUCAAGGGUGUUGCCACACUGCGCGCAUUCGGUUGGGUCAACGAGUCAAUCGGCGUGAACAACGCGCUACUCGACGCAUCCCAGCGCCCGGCCUACUUGCUGAGCAUGAUCCAGCGGUGGUUGUCCUUUGUUCUCGACAUGGUAGUGGCUGUUCUAGCCGUGCUCGUCGUAGCCCUGACCACCCAGCUUCGCGACACAAGUGCCGGCUUCACUGGAGCCAGCUUGGUCUCCCUGAUGAGCUUUGGCAAGACCCUGGCCGGCUUGGUCCGCAUGUACACGGCCCUCGAGACUUCCAUCGGUGCUGUAGCCCGGAUCAAAGCAUUCUGCGACAGCGGGGCUGGUGGUGCCGGGCUUGAGGAGAAUCGGCUGGAGGAUGACAGCAGUAAGGACGGCGAUAGUUCAACCCGACUUCCUGCCUCAUGGCCGGAAAACGGCAGCAUUGCAUUCCAGCAUGUCUCUGCGUCGUACAGCAACGAAGCCGCUCCCGACUCGGACACCCUCGCCAUCCGAGACGUAUCAUUCACAAUCGAACCCGGACAGAAAGUUGCAAUCUGCGGUAGAACCGGAAGCGGCAAAUCGACAAUCCUCCUUCUCCUCCUGCGCCUCUUGGACCCAAUCCCCUCACCGCGAACAACCACCAUCACCGCAGCUGUCACCAACGCGGACGAAGACACAGGCCUGACAAUCGACGGCGUACCUCUCCACUCAAUCGACCACGCGACCCUGCGCCAUCGCCUCAUUGCCGUCCCGCAAGACGCCAUCUUCCUCCCCGACGGCACCGCCUCCUUCCGCACGAACCUCCUCGCUCCAUUCGCGAACGAGACCACCGAUCCCGCCGAGUGCCAAACCAUCCUGGAGCGCACGGGUCUCUGGAGCGUGGUCACGGCGCGCGGGGGUCUCGACGCCCCCUUCACAGCCGACGCGCUGAGCCACGGCCAGAAGCAGCUGUGGAGCUUGGCGCGCGCGGUGCUGCGGCGGCGGGUGCGUGCGAAGGGCUUGGCGGAGGAGCAAUGCACUACAGAGCCUUCUGGCGCCGGGUUUCCCUUUGGUAAGGCAAUGUCAAAGGACCCUGCUGUGUCGCUGGGUGAUUGCGAUCACCUCCCUUCUAUGUAUCAAGGUGCUAGCGGAGGGAUAUUGCUGCUCGACGAGAUCGACAGCGGCGUGGACGCAGCGACGCAGCGGGUGAUGCGCGAUCUCAUCUGGAGUGAGUUCGCGGGGUACACGGUGGUGAUGGUGGGGCAUCGGCUGGAGUUCAUGGGAGAGUUCGACCGGGUUCUGGUCAUGGAUGCGGGCCAGCUGGUGGAGGAUGGGGCGCCGGCGGAGUUGGUUGCUCGGCCGCGGGGGUGGUUUAGGGAUCUGUGGAUGGGUGGGACGGCGGAGGCUUGAUGGCGUUGUCUGUGUUUGUCUGCGAGAAGGAGGGCUGGUCGUCUGUAUACUCAC
This is a messenger RNA of Aspergillus brunneoviolaceus CBS 621.78, 4554 nucleotides long. Its product is annotated as ABC transporter. Gene Ontology annotation, biological process: transmembrane transport. The record is from RefSeq and is a predicted model, not a curated record. Gene Ontology annotation, molecular function: ATP hydrolysis activity; ATP binding; ABC-type transporter activity. The transcript is spliced from 4 exons. The coding region runs from base 1 to 4500 and encodes 1499 amino acids. Gene Ontology annotation, cellular component: membrane. Lineage: Eukaryota; Fungi; Ascomycota; Eurotiomycetes; Eurotiales; Aspergillaceae.